GAGUUCAUCCACGCACAGAGUAGUUUUUCGAUCGGCUAGCCGUCGAAUGUCGUUAGUUACCUCUGACGCACUGGGGAAAUGAAGAGCAGAGUUGACUCAGUCAUGGAAGAUAAGUGCAGUGCUGUGCGUUUCUCCUAGCCUAGGUCGACUUAGCGGCCUACAUAUUCCUCUCGUCCUUGCUUACUCAUGUCUGGUCCGAUCUGUCAUCUGUAGCGGUCGUUGGUACUUACUCUAGCCGACCACCAGCUACCCCAUUCUUAGUUGCCCGUUUUUCAUCAUAACGCACUAUCGCCGAUGGACUGACGUGUUUUAUCCGCCUCUUCUCGUUUCACCAGCCCCGUCUGUCCCUCGCGUGCUAAUUUUCUUCUUUUCCUAAUUAAGAAAAUGCGGCCAGCCAUGCCGCCUCGACCUCCCCAGUUAACGAAGCUCCAGCAGCGGCAGAAGCGGCUGCUGAACAUAUUCACCGUCACCAUUCUCGCCUUCCUCGCGUUCGUCGUCCUCUGCGUGUUCACGCCUCUCGGUGACGGCCUAACUUCGCAAGGCGCCUCCAUGCUCAAAGCGGCAACGUCGGGAGUCCCGACGCUCGCGCCCAUGCGACCAUUCCCGCCGUGUCCCUCCAACUGGACCAACCACCUGCCGUGUUACGAUCCCAAGAUCGCCAUCCUCUACUCUCGCGAAAACAACGAGUUUCGCGAGCGGCAUUGCCCGCCGAAAUCGGAUCGGCGACGGUGCCUGGUGCCGCCUCCUCCCGGGUACCGCCGACCAAUCCCAUGGCCUGAAAGCCGCGACAGGGUGUGGUUCCUGAACGUGCCGCACACGACCAUCGCGGACAACAAGCGCAACAAGAACUGGAUGGCGCGGCAGGGCGACAAGUGGUUCUUCCCGGGCGGCGGCUCCAUGUUCCCCGACGGCGCGGACGGGUACCUCUACCACCUGCGCCAGAUCGUGGAGUUUGGGCCCGCCGUGCGCACGGCGCUGGAUAUCGGGUCAGGGGUUGCCAGCUUCGGCGCUGCGCUCUUGGACUAUGGCGUGCUGACCAUGUCCGUGGCGCCAAAGGACUCGUACCGCGCGCAGAUCCAGUUCGCCCUGGAGCGCGGGCUGCCCGCCAUGAUCGGGCUGCUCGCCACGCAACGCCUGCCCUUCCCCGCGCGCUCCUUCGACCUCAUCCACUGCUCGCGCUGCUCCGCUUCCUUUGGGGACGAGAACUCCACGCAUGUGUACGAGGUGGACCGUCUGCUCCGCCCCAACGGGUACUUCAUUCUGGCAGGGCAGCCGGUGGCGUGGCGCGGCAAGAUCGCCGAGUGGAAGCGCCUGCGCCUGCUGGGGAAGGCGCUGUGCUGGGAGCUCGUGAAGAGCGUGGGGAAUGUGGCUGUCUGGCGCAAGCUGGGGAGUGGCGCCUGCCGUGUGGGCGUGGAGGGGGACGGCAGGGAUGUGCCGCUCUGCUCGCCUGCUCUUGAUCCCGAUGAUGCCUGGUACGUGAAGCUCCAGCAGUGUGCAGUGCCCUCCGCGCCCCGCUCCUGGCCCACGCCCCCCUGGCCGCUGCGCCUGCACACGCCGUCCCCCCGCGUGCAGCUCGCCCUCCCUGCCUCCUCCAAAGCCUCCCUCUCUGACUGGCUCGCUGAGUCCUCUGAAAACGGCAAGACCUCCGCAUCCUCCUCCUCCUCUUCCUCCUCCUCUGCUUCUGGUUCUGAUUCUGCUGGUGGUGGUGGUGGUGCUGGUGCUGGUGGUGGUGGUGGGGAAGAGAGGGUGGGGUUGAACGGGGAGAGGAGAGGGGAGCGGGAGGGUGAUGGAGUGGGGGGGGGGGAAGAGGGAGGGGAGGGGGAUGACAGUGGGAACGUGGUGGGGCGAGUGGAGUUGGCAAGUGGGGGGGCAGUGAAAGUGGUGGUAGAUGGGAUACUGGCACAGGGAGGGAAGGAUGAAGACGCUGAGGAGGACCGGGAAGGCGGGGCAGGAGGAAAAGGAGGAAGGGCAGGGGGAGAGAGGGAGGACGGGGAAGGCAGCGACAAGCCCCAGCGCCGACUGCUCUCAGCAGAGGAGGAAGAAGACGGAGCAGGAGGAGCAGGAGGGGGAGACACAGAGCAGUUCAAGCUGCUGUCACUGGAGCGUAAGCGCUGGCGCAGGCGCCUGCACCACUACCAGAAGCACUUCCUGGGGCCGUUGCUGGCCUCUGGGCGCGUGCGGAACGUGCUGGAUAUGAAUGCAGGGAUCGGAGGACUGGCUGCUGCUCUGGAGGAUGAGCAGCGCAAGGCGGAGAGGGAGAGAGCCAGGGAGAGGGAGAUGGGGCGGGAGAGGGGGCGGGAGCUGCAGCAGCAGGAGGGGCAGCAGCAGGGAGUGGGGGGGGUGUUGCCGGUAUGGGUGAUGAAUGUGGUACCGAGUACAGGGCCCAACACUCUGCCGGCUAUCUACGACCGUGGACUGCUAGGCACUGUGCACGACUGGUGUGAGGCGUUCUCGUCGUACCCCCGCACCUAUGAUCUCAUUCACCUGCAGUCCACUGCUGCUCUCAUGCCCUCCAGGGAGCGCUGUGAGGUAGCCGACAUCAUUGUGGAGAUGGACCGCCUGCUGCGCCCCGGGGGCACUGUCAUAGUGCGUGACCAGCCCGGGCCGCUCGCAGUAGUGGCUCAGGCCGCCAGAGCCGCCCAGUGGUCUCUCGCCUUCUUCCCCCCCGAGACAAAGAAGGGCCCAGAGCGCAUUCUCGUUGCCACCAAGCCCAUGCCACCUGGGUUUGAGGAUACAGAUGAUGGGGCGAUGGUGGGGGAGAGCGAUGGGCAAGGAGGGAUGGAUGGGGGUGAGAGGGUGGAAGGGGGAGGAGAGGGUGGUGAUGUUGGUGAUGGCGGGGAGGGUGGUGGGGGGAGGAGUGGGGCUGGCGAGGGGGGACCAGGUGGGGGGAGGCCAUUUGAGGGGAGAUCGGGUAUGGCACAUGCAGCAGCAGCUGCUGCAGCAGCAGCCAUUGAUGCCAAGGCUGGUAGGCCUGGUAAUCGCUAGAUUUAGGGCUCGCUGGAGAGUCAUUGCCUUCAAAAUGUAGUCUUCCUGGAAGUUAUCGUAGGAUUGGGUUGAGGGGUGUGCCUUCGGAUGGUGCCUUACUCCAUAGUGGAGGGUACAGGUCCACUGCCUUUCACAAAGCCGUGUACUUGCAGCACAAGCAAUUGGUAAUAACAUAUACUCUUGUAAUUGUAAUAUUCACUUUUGGAGUGAUGAGAAGGUCCCUUCGGGUCUAGUGAAAGGGGUAUCAUCCAGUGUCGGUUCUUUCGAGUCGGACAUCACCACCACUCUUAAAACAAUGGAGAACCCUGUGGAAACAGUGUGAGGUGCCGUCAUUACGUUUCACCUUAGCUUUUUUAAUGAAUGCUUAUGAGUACAUUUUCAGGAACGAUCUGAGCCCACCUUUGAGCCCGCGCGAGGAUACCAGACUCUCUGUUGAAGAUGUGGACCCGUCUGUGCCAACUCCUGGUCAUGCGAAGCCUCCAAAGUUUUCCAACCGAAUAUCAGAACGGCAGGUUUUUAUGACAGUUUGUACUGUGCUAUCAGUCAUAACAGCAAUAUCAGCUGUUGCCUGUGCCGUGGUCAAUGGCAUUUCGACGGUCGUCAGCGCAAUUCCUCCUGGAGUGAAUGUACGUGUCCACAGUACCUUCGGAUUUCAUGAACACCAGCAAGCUGCUUCAUUUUACUGCGCCAACUUCAGGUUUUCCUUGUUCUUUUGCAAGCAUAUGGGAUUGUGUUGUCAGUGGUCUCUGCGUUGUUGGAAGCGGAACUGGACGUAAUCACUAAGUCCAUGGAGGUAAGCAAGGCAGAAGAGGGCCCCUUCAAAGCUACUGCAACGAACAAAAACUCAACGCCUAUCUUUUCAGAUCCUGAAGUUCUGGCCAUCAAGGGGAAUGCUGCAAGCAUUGUAAGUCUUCGUUAAACCGAACGUACUGACUCAACUAUUCGUGCCAACCUGAACGCCACUGCGAUUGGCAGUGUGGCAAUUCUGACGAAGGCCGUAACAAGGACCUGCAGCAAGUCAAUCUUUGAAAAGAUCUUUGACAAUGGAGCAAUAUGGGUCCUCCUUGUUUGUGGAAUGAUCCAUUUCUGCGGGGUACGUGAAGUUCCUCACCAAGCAUCCGCCAAUGGCUCAUUUACAGAUUCAUUCUCAUGCUCCAAUGGCAGGGGAUAGUGUGUGUUGGGCAACUGAAGAAGGACAUCCAGAAACAGAAUGAGAAAAAGGAAGAGGCAAAGAAGGAAAUAGAGGUACGUGCGAAUGAUCCAGACCCGCAUAUCCCAUCAUUCAGCCUUUUGCUUACGCUUAUCACCCGCAGGACCUGGAAUCAAGGAGGAGAAAGCUCGAGCAUGAUCUUGCAUGCUAUGAUUGAGGGCUGAUGGGAUGGGGGAGGUGAUGACCCAAGUUCAAGAGAUUGAUUACCGGUAAUGGUUGGGUAAGGCAAGAUGUGGAAUAAUAAUGUAUCGAAGCAUGCCAAAUGGUCACUGAUUGUUAAAUUAUAGUAUAUAAUUGUAGGCUUGGUAUGCUUACUGAACUUUACUG
Messenger RNA from Closterium sp. NIES-67, 4522 nucleotides. The record is from the annotation of a GenBank genome assembly. NCBI's taxonomy places the organism in Eukaryota, Viridiplantae, Streptophyta, Zygnematophyceae, Desmidiales, Closteriaceae.